GUUGAUUUUUGUAGAAGAAGAAGAUGAUGAUGAGACAAAAUUGCAAAGUUUUGAAUGAUUUAAAAGCAGUAACAGCUAUGGUGGUAGUUCAUAUUGCACUUACUAUAGUCAAUAUAUUGUAUAAAUUAGCUGCAAAUCAAGAUUUGAAUUUGAGAGUUCUUGUUGCGUAUCGUUGGAUUUUUUCGACUGCCUUCUUGAUUCCGCUUGCUCUCAUCGUCGAAAGGAAGAAGAGGCCAAAACUAACAUGGAUGGUAGUUUUUCAAGCAUGUCUGUGUGGAUUCUUUGGAGGGGCAGUAACUCAAAAUUUGUAUGUGGAAAGCAUAGCCUUGACAUCGGCAACAUAUGUGAGUGCUAUGUCCAAUCUCCUCCCUGCUUUGACAUUGAUUUUGGCUCUCUCUUUUAGAAUGGAGAAAUUGAACCUAAAGACGACAAUCGGAAAGGCGAAGUUGAUAGGGACAAUAAUAGUAGUAGGAGGAGCAAUGGUUCUGAGUUUCUACAAGGGUUUGGAGAUCAAGUUCUGGUCAAUGGGUACUCAUCUUGUCAAACAAAAUCCGCUGCAAAAUUCGCAAUCUAACGCUCAUGAAAAUUACUCUAUCGGCUCGUUGAUGGCGUUGUGCAGUAUAAUCUCAUAUGCAGUCUGGUUGAUAGUCCAGACAAAGAUGAGCAAGAGAUAUCCAUGUCCUUACUCAAGUGCAGCUUUAAUGUCGAUUACAGCGGCGGUUCAGUGCGUCGUUUUUUCGCUGUCUAUGGAGAGGAAUUGGAGCGAAUGGAAAUUGCAUUGGAAUCUCAUGCUUCUCAUUGCUGUCUAUUCCGGGAUAAUGAUAUCUGGAGUGGUAGUGAUUGUGAUAGCAUGGUGUGUGCAAGUGAGAGACCCCGUCUUCGUUGCCAACUUCAACCCUUUAUCGCUUCUGCUCACAGCCCUCGUCGAGUCUACGUUCCUACACAAAAAUCUGCACAUAGGAACCAUAUUAGGGGCAGGGUUGAUUGUGUUUGGACUCUAUAUGGUGCUUUGGGGUAAAGCCAAUGAAUUGAAACUAAAAUUAGCUCAAUCAACUUCCCUUCAAGUUCACACAAUUGAAGUUGUUACUCAAGCUGACCAUCACACCUCAAAGGAACAUUCUGACAUUAACAAACUCCAAAGUGAGGCUAAAACAUAGGAUAAAUUUGCGGUUAAUUGCAUCCUUAGUGCCCAAAAUUUAUCUAAUGUAUUUAAUUGAUACCCAUAUUUAAUUUAUAUUUUUUUACUACUUCAUGUUUUGUUUAAAAUAGUUAAAAGUGUAACAUUAUAGCUAUUGUCAGUUGUAGUGAGCAGAUAACAUAUAAACAGCAGGUAGUUUUUAUUAUUCAUAAAUUGAUCGGCUCGGGAAAUAAAUUAACUUUUAAUUA
Mercurialis annua (annual mercury) is the source of this 1386-nucleotide messenger RNA. Its product is annotated as WAT1-related protein At1g68170-like. NCBI's taxonomy places the organism in Eukaryota, Viridiplantae, Streptophyta, Magnoliopsida, Malpighiales, Euphorbiaceae. Gene Ontology annotation, cellular component: plasma membrane. The record is from RefSeq and is a predicted model, not a curated record. Bases 24 to 1157 code for a protein of 377 amino acids. The transcript has 7 exons. Gene Ontology annotation, molecular function: transmembrane transporter activity.